Armigeres subalbatus is the source of this 2101-nucleotide messenger RNA. RefSeq names its product transcription activator GAGA-like. Lineage: Eukaryota; Metazoa; Arthropoda; Insecta; Diptera; Culicidae. The transcript has 5 exons. The record is from RefSeq and is a predicted model, not a curated record. Gene Ontology annotation, cellular component: nucleus. Gene Ontology annotation, biological process: regulation of transcription by RNA polymerase II. Gene Ontology annotation, molecular function: protein binding. The coding region runs from base 368 to 1792 and encodes 474 amino acids.
GUUCAAAGUGGACACCCUCAUCUCGGAAGCGAGCGAGAAUCUGGCUGCUUUGGGCCAUAAUAGUUAUUGUCAUUUUUACUGUGAAAAAUAUAAUUACCACUUCUAAUGGUUUGCAAUCUUUUUGGUGGAAAAUGUCGGGUUUACCAGUGAUCGAAUUGUAGUUUCCGUGUUUAAAUUCAAUCGGCAACUCGUGAGCAUUACAGGCGUUAUAAAAUUGUGCGAUUGAAGCGUUUGGCGGCGGUCUAAUUUCGAUUUUAAGUUUCUCGCUCGUCAACAGUGGGAUCUUGGCAGUCAAAACAGAUUCUGUUUUAGUUCGGGCGCAGGUACCACUGGGGGGAAAUAUCCGGUGAACGACGACGGUGGCAACAUGUCUACGGGACUGAUGGACAAGUCCUUCGUGAGCAGCACCGAUGAGUUGUUCUACCUCAAAUGGAACAAUUUUCAAAAAAAUGUGAGCACCCAGUUCGAGAAGCUGCGGGAGGAGGACGAUUUGGUGGACAUUACCUUUGCAUGUGAGGGCAAGAAGCUGACUGCUCACAAAUUGGUGUUAUUUGCUUGCAGCCCGUUUUUCAAGGAUCUGCUGAAGAAAAAUCCAUCUCCGCAUCCUGUGUUUUUCAUGAACGAAGUUAAAUACGACGUAUUGAAAGCGAUUCUGGAGUAUAUGUACCUGGGCGAAGUGCACAUCACCAAUGAAAAUUUAAAGGAUUUCAUUAAAACUGCUGAAGCUUUACAGAUUCGCGGAUUGAGCAAGGAAAAUAACGUAUUAUCAAAUACACAGGGCGACCUCGUGAUGCCUCCCGCAAAUCCACAAAUUCCCUUGCGUAAGGACGACAAAGAGACUACGGUCGUAGAAAACGUUCACCUGUUGGACGAAUUCUGUCGCAAACGGUCGGAACCGACGGCCGAAUUGACCCAGACUACGGUCGGAUUGAACAUCAAGCGAAUGAAAACCGUCGAUACCCAGAUUCCAUCAGUUAGCGGACAGGACAGUGUAUCCAAUGUAGAACCCAAAGUGGAGAUGGUCGAAUAUUUGGAAACCGAGAGCACCAACCACCAGUCACCGACCUACUGCAGUAUGGACAAUUACACGGAAAAGAGCACACCCCGCAACAAUAUUGUGCACAUGGGUCAAUUGAACAAUUCCGGUUUUGCUCAAACCCAACCUGGAAGUUCUGGUCACCAGCAGCAACAACAACAACAACAGCAGCAGCAGCAACAGCAUGUUCACCACGAGUAUAAAUCUGAAGAGGACAGCAGUUGGAUGGACAAAUCUUUGGAUAACAUUUCAGAUAACUCCGAGCAAACGCCCGGAGUCAAAUUCAAAGGGAAAUCCGGUGGCAAUCGUUCGAAUCGCUCAACCGACGACAAAACCAACUGCUUGACGCCUCGCUGUUGUCCCGUUUGUUCACGACUGUACUCCAACGUGUCUAACCUGCGGCAACACAUGCGGUUAAUCCACAACCCAACGGCGGUCUGCUGUCCCAUCUGUCAAAAGCACUUCAAUUCGGAACUCUAUCUGAAACGGCACUACUCGUCAAUACACUCGAUUAACACAGGCAACCAGUCCGAUGGCGAGCUGGUCGAACAGAAACCCACAACGACGCAGCUAACCACACAGCAAGCGCAAGCACCAACUCCUCAGCAACAGCAGCAACAACAACAGACCACCCAGCAGCAGCAACAGCAAGCUCAACAGCAAACCCAACAGGCUCCGCCUACGGCAACAGCCAACACAUGGAAUCCAUAUCAUCAUCACGACACAACGCAGUUGGUGAAUCCAUUCAUAAAAUAAUCACUAUUAGCCGCCUCUAGCACUAGUGGUAAGUCAUACGUGAAGGUACAACAACAGCAGCAGCAGCAACAUAGUCUUUCUCAGUUGGUCACAAUCUGUACGGUGGGUUCACAGGCUGUUGACGGCCCUUCUUUCCAGCAGUGAUGUGGAACUAGAUCCAGUUAUCCUGCUAUUUAUAGGCAAUCUAAUGUCUAAAGUGUACGUGUCCGUUUAAGAUUUUAUAGCUUCAAUUUUAGAUGUUAUAUAAUUGCUUAAGAGUAAAAACAUAGCAGUGCAUUACAGAGAUCCUAGGUACUGUUUGGAACGCUA